Messenger RNA from Colossoma macropomum (tambaqui), 2913 nucleotides. RefSeq names its product protein phosphatase targeting COQ7 a (gene pptc7a). The transcript is spliced from 6 exons. The record is from RefSeq and is a predicted model, not a curated record. NCBI's taxonomy places the organism in Eukaryota, Metazoa, Chordata, Actinopteri, Characiformes, Serrasalmidae. The coding region runs from base 374 to 1267 and encodes 297 amino acids.
CAGCAGGCUAACUGUUAGCAAACUGUGCACAGAAGAAGACCGGUGGGAUGGAGCCGAACAGGAACGCGAGUGUCGUGAUCUUUGGAUACGUUUAGAGAAUUAAAGACACUUUUGGACCAAAAUAAUAUGGACAGACUGAUGUAAAGUGUUGACGUGAACGAGAAGAGGAUCAUUUGUGACGCUGUUCUGCGUUGAAAGUUGGGCUGUCGCUCUUGUUUAGUUAGCAGCUCAGUGCCGCAGUGGCCGCAGCACGGCUCGCUUUCUUGGUUGUAACAGUUAAAAGGUGGUGAUUAAAAACGUGGGUCGGCUGUGAUUAGGCAGGCUAGCCCCGAGGCAGGUCGGUUCAGGUGGGGCUGCUGCUGCUGCUCAGGUGAUGUUGUCCGUUCUCUCUUACGGCAGACUGGUCGCCAGGGCUGUGAUCGGCGGUCUCUCUCAAACAGACAGCCGCGAUUACAGCCUGGUGUCGGCGAGCUUUGGAUACGGGAAAGACUUCCGAAAGGGGAUUUUGAAGAAAGGCAUGUGCUACGGCGAUGACGCCUGUUUCAUCGCCAGACACAGAUCCGCUGAUGUCUUGGGUGUGGCUGAUGGAGUGGGUGGUUGGCGUGAUUAUGGAGUAGAUCCCUCUCAGUUCUCUGCAACCCUAAUGAGGACUUGUGAGAGGCUGGUCAAAGAAGGUCGCUUUGUACCCAGUAACCCAGUGGGAAUCCUUACCACCAGCUACUAUGAGCUCCUUCAGAACAAAGUACCUCUACUAGGGAGCAGCACAGCCUGCAUAGUGGUGCUGGACAGACAAAGCCAUCGGCUUCACACAGCAAACUUGGGUGAUUCAGGCUUCCUGGUUGUUCGUGGAGGGGAGGUAGUCCACAGGUCUGAUGAGCAACAGCACUAUUUCAAUACCCCCUUCCAGCUUUCAAUUGCUCCCCCAGAGGCAGAGGGCUCUGUCCUUAGUGACAGUCCUGAAGCUGCUGACAGCUCAUUCUUUGACGUUCAGCUAGGAGACAUCAUUCUCACAGCCACAGAUGGACUCUUUGACAACAUGCCAGACUACAUGAUCUUACAAGAACUCAAAAAGCUAAAGUAUACAAAUUAUGAGAGCAUCCAGCAGACAGCCAAGAGUAUUGCUGAGCAGGCCCAUGUUUUGGCCUAUGAUCCCAAUUACAUGUCACCUUUUGCACAGUUUGCCAAUGACAAUGGACUGAAUGUAAGAGGAGGAAAGCCAGAUGACAUCACAGUUCUGCUGUCAAUCGUUGCAGAGUACACAGAUUGAUGCUUGUUCUGACUGCUCCUCUUGUUGUCUUCCUAUUGUUCACUGGAGUGGUCAUUGCUUCCUGCUGGCAGGAUGAGGGCUGAUUAAAUUUUUCCUUUCUUUGGCAAGGAUCUAACCUUCAACCUCUUCCAUGGGUUUUUAGCAUAUCUUUCUCACUCUCAUUUUCAGUUAUGACCUUUACCUUCAGCAUGUGGCUGAACAGAAAAUAAUAGUCCUCUUUUUACAUCUUGAUAUGAACCAGUUAAAAUGGGCUAGCAUUGCAUCUGCUCUUCAGUAACUCAGCUGUUCUGGGCUUGAUGAGAGCUUUUACAGGUGCCUGGUCUCACAGUGAUCUUGUAAUGAAUGGUAAACUAUCAGCAUGUAAUAAAUGUUUUUAAAGAGAGAUAAUACAUAAAUGAGAUGUCAAAGAUUAAGGGGUCUGGAACCAACAAAUGAAGAAAGAGCUAAGCUCAGGAUGAUGAGAGAUUGAUACAUUAACAUAACCAUAAAAGAGCUCUCCAAAAGGUACAUCUCUUAAGCAAGGAUAUGCACCCUAAAAAUAACCAGUGAAACGAUAAACACUGAUCCCACAUCAUGUGUGAGUGAUUAUCAUGAAAAUGGUACCGUCACGCCAAUACUAGACUAUCUCUGAGGAGUCUACAGAAGAGUUGGGGCUAAAUGUGUUGCCAUGCCAAUGGCAAAGCCAGGGGAGAUCAACUCAACUGAGAGGAAUCUCUACAAAUGCCAGUUUUGCCUGUUGAGUCUCUAGAACGUCCCUUUAUCUGCAUCCUCAAUCCAAAUCUAAUCAAAUCUUUAUAAAUGAGCCUCUGAUGGACAUCAGCUAUGUUCUGAGCCUAGUAAACUUAAAAUGGUGUCAUGUAAAGUCCAUUUGGCUUAGUCUAAAUGAACUGACUGCAUAUACAAUUGAAUCAUUGUUAAUUAAUCAUCAAAUGAAAAUGCCUUACUCCAAGUAAAUGGCAAAACAGAAACCUGUUCUGGAUGCUUUAUUUGGUAAACGUUGGUAAUAUGAUCAGCCUUGGCUCUGUAACGAUCCAAGUAACCAUAACACCGUUUCAGGGUCCAGGGCAAAGUGCUGUAGUAACUUUGCAAAGGGAGACAACUGUAAUGCUUUUUUCUGUUUUAUCGCUCUCUCUUUUUUAAAUAUUAAAUAUUUUAAAUAUUUAUUGUAUCAGACCAGUGUUCUCCCCUUACCACCUAAUGUGAGCUGUUAUGUAACUGACAAUGUAAGAGACUGCAAAGGUUUUAUGUUAAGAGGAAAAAAAACUUUUAAUGCUAUGUCAACCACUUUGGAGGUUCUUAUGCUAUUGUGUGUAUGUAUUUGCACAAAUGUGCGUAUGUGUGUUUGAAUGAGAUGUAUGUAUAAGGUGUAUAUAUAAACUUGCUGUAUAUUUAUGUAUGAUGUAUGCAUUUGGCAAGUGUAGGCUAUUACACAUCAGACAUUGUAUAUGAAAGUAACCUAUAUUUGAUAAGUGUGUGGGUUCUGUGUUUAUUUUGUUUUCUUGCUCUGCGUUUUUUUUUUUUUAACUUAAUUUUAAAUAUUCCUUGAGGUGUAUACUGUUAACGCACAAGGCUAAUGCUAGCAUCUGUGAAUGCUUAAAGUGGAUAUGUGAUGGGUCACAUGAUCUAAUAAAGGUUUAUUUUUUUAA